Messenger RNA from Entamoeba invadens IP1, 642 nucleotides. RefSeq names its product lysozyme, putative. The transcript has a single exon. Lineage: Eukaryota; Evosea; Mastigamoebida; Endamoebidae. The record is from RefSeq and is a predicted model, not a curated record. Bases 1 to 642 code for a protein of 213 amino acids. Gene Ontology annotation, molecular function: lysozyme activity. Gene Ontology annotation, biological process: cell wall macromolecule catabolic process; signal transduction; peptidoglycan catabolic process.
AUGUUCUUCUUUGUUUUCUUGACUGCUUGCCUUGCAGCCUACUAUGGCGUUGAUGUUUCACAACCGACUGAUGCAGGAUCAAUCCAAUGCCUCAGAGACAAUGGGUUUAAUGGGUUCUUCAUCUGCCGAUCUUGGUGUUCUCCUGGGUACUUUGACGAUAAUGCCCCAUAUACUUUAGGACAAGCGCAGUCUGUAGGAUUUACUGGUGACAAUUCCGAGGUGUACUUCUACCCAUGUCUUUCAUGUGGCAAUCCCGAAGGUCAAGUCGCCGACUUUUGGCAACAAGUAUAUAACAACCGCAUGAACUUUAAGCGUGUCUGGUUUGACAUAGAAGGUGAUUGGUAUAAUGAUGUUGGUAGCAACAGAGACUUCUUCGAGCGGAUGAUGAACGAAGCCAACGCCGAACAAAUUGUCAAUGGUGUUUACGCAUCGGCGUACUAUUGGGGAAACAUCUUUGGUGAUUACACUUGGGGUGGUGCUUCUUAUACCCCUUUGUGGUAUCCUCACUACGACAAUUGGGAUAGCUUUGGUGAUUUUGGCGGGUUCGGUGGGUGGUCUUGGCCAACAAUGAAACAGUACAGAGGGGAUGUUUCAAUCUGUUCUGCUGGUGUUGAUUACAAUUACAGAGAGACCAUCGGAUAA